AUGGCGGACCAUGAUUUUGCACCGAGCUUCACCCAGAAGCCGCAGCUGCGCCAGGAGGACGAUGGCAAUCGGCUAGUGUUCGAGUGUCAGCUGAUCGCGAAGCCGAAACCGGCGAUCGAGUGGUACCGCAGUGAGGAACUGUUGUCACAGAAUGCCCGCACCAAGUUUAAGAUUCAGUCGUUCGGCGAGAACAAGUACUUUGUGGUGCUGGAGUUGGACGAUGUCAUCGAUACCGAUGCCGGGCUGUACAAGGUGAAGGCCAAGAAUCGUAUGGGCGAGGUUUCUGCCUCGAUCAAUCUCAAUUUCAGUCCCGUUGAUGAACCCGUAGAAAAACAAAUCGACGGUCUCGCGCCUACCUUUACCAAAAAACCCUCGAUCCAGCAGGAGAACGAUGGCAAGCGGUUAAUCUUCGAGUGUCAGAUUCAGGCCGAUCCGAAACCGCAAAUCCGAUGGGCGCACAACAGUAAAGUGAUCGAUUUCACCCCAAGGCAUAAGUUCAAAGUACAAAACGAUGGCAAACUUUACUUCGCAACACUGGAGGUCGACAAUGUGACGUUCGAGGACUCGGGCAAGUACAAGGUGACGGCUAAGAACGAGUUGGGCGAAUCGAGCGCCACUAUCAGCUUGAACUUCGACAGUGAGGAAGUUCCGGUACCAGCAGAUGGUUUUAAACCAGCCUUUACAGAACGACCUGUCACACGACAAUCGGAUGACGGCAAGAAUAUAAUAUUUGAGUGUAGAUGUAUCGGUGAUCCGAAACCAACAUACACAUGGUAUCACGAGAAAAACGAAAUCCAAAUGAGUGGCAGGUUCCAAAGUGAGGUAGAGGAAGAUCAGAACCACUGCUAUCUGAUACGGUUCACGAUCAAGGACGUCAAGCAGUUAGAUCGGGGCGUGUACAACGUCCAGGCGAAAAAUAAGCACGGUGACUCGACGGCGACCAUAAACUUGAACUUCGAUUCAAGCGCGAAACUAGUAAAUCCCGAGGGCAAACCGCCCCGCUUUCCACAGAAGCCCACCAUUUCCCAGAAGGGCGAAGUACUCUCGAUGGAGUGCAUCCUGGAGGCCCUGCCGGUGGCCGACAUUACCUGGUACCACGGCCAGGACACGAUCACCGACGGCGAACGGUUCAAAAUCUUGCGAAAAGCGAUCUCGAUCGAUACCUAUCUGUUGACACUCCAAAUUUCACAACCGACCGCCAACGAUGGGGGCAUCUAUCGUUGCCAUGCUUUCAACCCGUUCGGGGAAAGCAACGCGCACAUUACGCUUAACUUCAAAGCGAACGAGAACGAUAGAGGCUUUGCCCCAUCGUUUGUGGAGAAACCGAAGAUCAUCCCGAACAAGCUGGGCACGCUGAUAACGAUGAAGUGUAGAUGUAGAUCGAAACCGAAACCGACCGUCAAGUGGAUGCGUAAAAAACAGGAAGUUAAAUCGUCCAACAAGGUGACCCUGGAGGUGAAAACCGUUGACGAAGAUACGUACGAGCUAACGCUGAACAUCAAAGAUCCCAGCUCGGAAGAUGGUGGCAGCUAUUCGUGCGUUAUCAGCAACGAGUUCGGCGAGAGCAGUGCGACACUGAACCUGAACAUCGAGAGUGAACAAGAGUCGACGAAGAACGCACCGGUGUUUGUGGAAAAACCGCACAUCGUGUCGCUGGACAACGGAAAGCUGGUACGCAUGGAAUGCAAGGUCAAAACCGACAUCAAACCCGACAUCACCUGGACCCGGGAAGGUAAACUGCUGAAGGAAACGAGCAAACUCAAGAUAACGAUGACAGCGGAGAAGGACGUAUACCACAUCAGUCUGGUGCUCAAGGAUCCACAGACGGAAGACUCCGGCACGUACAAGUGCAACAUAAAGAAUAUUCUCGGUGAAUUAAAUGCCAAUUUAAUUCUCAACAUUGAGAUCGUUCCUGUUAUCAAAGAAAAACCGAAGCUGGUAACGAACGUGAAGAAACGAACGGCCGCUAUCGAGUGUACGGUCGCCUCCCGCUUUAAGCCGGAAUGCAUUUGGAUGAAAGAGACGACGGUUAUUAAGGAAACGCACCGUCACUUGAUCAAGAUCGAGGAAACUCGUGAGGGAGAAUUCUCGGUUAAGCUGAACAUCACCGAGCUGAGUGAGGCCGACUUCGGUGCGUACAAGCUGAUCGCCAAGAACGACAAGGGUCAGGCUACCUCGCAGGUGAUCGAGAUCAAGGACAUUGUGUUCGAAAAGCCACCGCCGACCAAGCCGAUUAUCGACAGCAAGUUCCAAGAUGUAGAAAUCGACGAAGGUGGCAACCUGACGCUAGCCGUAGGGUUGGUCCACCCCGAUCGUCACUUCAAGGUGUACUGGAUGAAGAACAAAACGAUUCUGAAGGCCAGCGAGACUGUCAUUCAGGAUUUCAACGGUCGCAUGGCUAGGCUGCAGGUCAAGAAUUGUACCGUUGAGGAUGCCGGAAUGUACAAGGUUUCCAUUAGCAACGAAAUCCAGAGCGAUGAGUGCGAGGCAAAGGUUUCGAUCAAGGCCAAACCUAAACCGAAGGAUGAGGAAAAGAAAAAGAAGGUGGUGAAGAAAGAGGAAAAGGUGGAAGAGAAGAAGGUUGAGGUAAAGCAGGAGAAGAUCGAAGUGAACGGUGUUGAGAAGGUGGAAGAGAUUAAGAUCGAACAGAAGAAGGCCGAACUCAAGGUUGAAGCCAAGAAGGUGGAGGAGAAGAAGGGCGAACUGAAGGUGGAGGAAAAGAAGGCCGAAGUCAAGGUGGAGGAGAAGAAGGUCGAAGUUAAGAAAGUUGAAGAGAAGAAGAAGGUCGAGGAGAAGAAGAAGGUGGAGGAGAAGAAGGUGGAGGAGAAGAAGGUUGAAGAGAAAAAGGUUGAGGAGAAGAAGGCAGAAGUUAAAAAGGUUGCCGCCAAGAAGGAGGAGAAAAUCGAAAUCAAAAUCGAAGAGGAGAAGAAAGUCGAAGCCAAAAAGGAAGCCAAGAAGGAGGAGAAAAUCGAAAUCAAAAUUGAGGAGGAAGCGAAACCGGGAGUACCCAAGGUCAAAGAGCCUCCAGCAGCGGCACAGAAGGGAUUGGAAGCUCCAAGCAUCGAGAUCAUUCGCGAUGGUAAAAAUGGCAGCCGUCGAGGUUCAUUCUUGGAUGAUCGUCGUCCGAGUUUGUUGAUGGGUGAUGAUACUAAACUGCGUCCGGGAGAAGUUAUCGACGAACGAAAGAAACGACGACCAUCGAUCGACGUACGACGCCCGAGCAUUCAAGAUAUGGACGAGAAGAUCAAUCAACCGUCGACGCCGCUGCGUGCCAUCGGCGAGGACGGCAAGGCGGCCAUCAUUGUCGACUUCCAGGAGAGCUACUCGGCCGUCGAAGAUCAAACCGGUUACAUCUCGGUUCAGGUUGAAGGUAAUCCCGCUCCGACGUGGAAGUUCUUCAAGGGUAUCACUGAACUUAUCGAUGGUGGCCGUUACAAGCAUCACACUGAUGGCGAGAGCAACACCAUUACGCUUUGCAUCCGUAAAGUUAAGCCCAACGACGAGGGCAAGUACAAAGUGGUAGUAUCAAACGCCCACGGUGAGGACUCAGCCGAAGUGCAGCUGUACGUAUCCGACGCCAGCGGUAUGGACUUCCGUGCUAUGUUGAAAAAGCGAAAGUAUGCCAAGUGGGGCAAGGAAGAGAAGGAUCCCGACUGGGGUGAUCUCAAGGAGGUCGAGAAACCGAAGCCACAGCUGAAGAAAGUCGAACGAAAACAAGAUACGUUCUCCAGGCCGCUGGUAGAUAUUACUUGCAAGGAAGGAAAAGAUAAGAAGGUUGUAUUUGAGGCUAACUUCACGAAGCCGAACUCCAAGGCGAAAUGGAUGUUCCGCAAGGAUGAAAUGUUCCCAGGAUCGAAGUACAAAUUUAAAAAUGAAGGCGACCUGUACACUGUUACCAUUUUCAAUCCGAAACAAGAAGAUGCGGGUAAAUACACUUUGGAGAUUGCUGGCAUUUCGUGCUUUGCUUAUCUGACCGUCGAGGAAGCCGAUCCGGUGUAUAAGUUUACCAAGAAUCUGAAGAAGGCAGAGAAGGGCUUCCUGACGCAUGAUACCACGCUUGAGUGUGCGGUGGACAAUUCGAUGGCACCGAUAUCGUGGUGGAAGGGAGAAACCAAGCUUGAAAGCAACGAUAAAUACGUCAUCGGUAAAGACCUUAACGGUACCGUAACGUUGAUUAUCAAAAACUGCGUUCUGGAAGAUGCCGAUACGUACACUUGCAAGAUUGAAAAACAAACGGAUAAAACGGAGACCAAGCUGAAGAUCCUAGAGUACAAUUACAAAUUUACCAAGGUGCUCAAGAGCCAACAACUGUUCGUUAAAGACACCGUUACGCUGGCUUGCGAGUUAGAUCAUGCGCUGGGUAAGGUCGAGUGGUUCAAGGGAGACACCAAGAUUGUCGAAAGCGACAAGGUGCAAAUCAUCAAGGAUGGCCGCAAGCACAAGCUCGUUCUGAAGGACGUCGAAAAGGUCGACAGUGGCAUUUACCGUUGUGUGAGCAACGCCGACAAAACUGAAGCUGACAUUCAGGUUAAACGACCGAACAAGAUCCUCAAGAGACUGAAGGACACUACGGGUGACGAGACGCAGAAGUGCGUACUCGAGAUACAGGUGCAGGACGAAGAAGCCGAGGUCAAGUUCUUCCUCGGAGAGGAGGAGAUCACCAAGAGCGACCGAAUCAGCAUCGUUUCGACUGGCGACGGUACUCAUCAGCUGAUCUACAACCAGCUGGAGUUGGCCGAUGCCGGUGAGAUUCGCUGCGAGUGCGGACCGCUCACUACCAAGUGUACUCUGAAGGUAAACAAGAAGGAGACCAAGCCAAAGUUCGAGGUACCACCGAAGGUAGAAACGCCGGCUAAGGUGGAAAAGGUGGUGGAGGUUCCAUUCACAACUGGUGAAUCUCGCCAGUCGAAGGUCAUUGCUAAAGUGUUCAAAGAUGGUAAACCGGUUUCACCGGAAGAUGUUGAUAUAGUUGUAGAGAAUGAUAAGGUCGUGAUCAAAUUCAAGAAGACUGAGUAUAAGGACUCAGGCGAAUAUAAAGUUGUACUGGAGAAUGCUACCGGAUCGGAAGAGCAUACGAUGAAUGUUGUAUUCCAGGAUAAGCCACUACCUCCAACCGAAAUUCAAGUUGGUAAUGUUUUCCAAACUCGCUGCGUAGUGAAAUGGAAAGCACCAGCAAACGAUGGCGGAGCUCCGUUGACCAAAUAUGUUCUGGAACGGCAGGAUGUAUUCAAACGAUCCGGCUGGGAUGUUUUGCAGGACGUACCCGGUGAUCAGACUAAAUUCGCUGUUACCGAUUUAACUCCAGGCCGACAUUACAAGUUCCGUGUUAAGGCUGUGAAUAAAAUGGGCGAAUCCGACUACUGCAGCAUGGAGGAGGACUUUAUUGCUAAAGAUCCAUGGACUGAACCGGAUCCACCGAGAGAUUUGGUCAUUUCCGAUUGGGAUAAAGACUUUGUCGAACUCACCUGGAAGGUACCAGCUUCCGAUGGUGGGGCUCCUAUUCAAAGCUACGUCGUCGAGUACAAACCGUACACGGCAGCAAACUGGAAGCAAUUUGAAGAUGUUGGUCCGAAUCAGCUCAAAACUACUUUGCGAGGUCUGAAGGAAGGCGAAACAUUCGAGUUCCGCGUGAAAGCCGUAAACCAGGGUGGAGCCAGUAAACCGAGCAACUCAACUGAACCUCUCAGGAUCAGAGAUAGGUAUGUUAAGCCAUUCAUUGAAGGCGAGGGCUUACAGCCCAUCACGUUGAAGAAAGGCCACACAAUUCGUUACUAUGUUCAGUAUGGUGGUGAACCGGAACCCGAGGUGGUUUGGGAGAAGGAGGACAUACUUAUAAUUUGUGAUUCCGAAAAGCGAAAGACAAUCGACGUCGAGGGCAACGCCACAACUCUCCAGGUGCGCCAUGCCGUUCGGGCCGAUUCUGGCACUUACAAGCUGAAACUGAAAAACAGCAGUGGCGAGUUUGUAACGUCGGCUAAAGUUUUAGUUCUGGACGUUCCGACACAGCCAAUCGGACCGAUUAAAAUCGAAAAGGCCAGAUCCAACCACGUUGUUAUUAGCUGGCAACCACCAGAAGACACUGGCGGUUGCCCUCUGACGGGUUACCUCUUGGAAAAGAUGGACGUAGAAAAUGGCACCUGGCUGCAGGCCGGAGAGUGUGGAGCCGAUCAGCUAACCUUCGACUUCCAGCAUUUACAAAAGGGAAGGAAGUACGAGUUCAGAGUGAAAGCCUACAACAAAGAAGGUGAAUCUACUCCGCUGGAAACACUGCUGGCGGUAAAGACGGUCAAUCCAUACGAUCCUCCAGAAGCACCCGGCAAGCCGGCUGUUGAUGACUACGGUAUAGACUAUGCUGAGCUUAAAUGGGAAGCCCCGGAGAAGGAUGGCGGUCGACCAAUCACACACUACGUUAUUGAGUUCAAGAAUAAAUUCUUGACAGACUGGACGGAGUGUGCCAAAACGGAGUCUGCAGCUACGGUACAUAAGGUCACGGGUCUUAAAGCAAAGGUAGUCUACCAAUUCCGUGUUCGCGCCGUGAACAAAGGUGGAGCAUCCAAACCGUCCGAACCAAGCGACAACCACACUGUGAAACACAAGAAUCUGAAACCUCGCAUCGAUCGAACCAACCUGAAGAAUGUUACGAUCAAGGCUGGAAAGGCACAUCUCUGGUCGGCAGACGUUAUGGGCGAACCCGAACCGGAAAUCAUGUGGAGCUGGCGUGACAACAUUCCACUGACGGUUACCGAGAACAUCAACAUCGAGAACGGUAACUAUCACACCAACUUCUCUAUCAAGGAAGCCAAGCGUGCCGACACCGGAAAGUAUAAGAUUACUGCCAAGAACGCUUCCGGCAAGGACGAAGAAGAGGUAGAGCUUGUAGUACUCGGCUCGCCUGGAAAAUGUCAAGGUAAACUGGAGAUAUCGAACGUUACCAAAAAGGGCCUGAAGCUGAAAUGGAAAAAACCUGCCGAUGAUGGUGGCUGUCCAAUUACCGAGUACAAGAUUGAGAAGCUGAAGAAUCGAAACGGUAAAUGGGUACGUUGUGGUACCGUCAAAGGCGGUCCGGAAAUCUUGGAAGCAAAUAUAACCGGACUCGAUGAGGGUGAAACGUAUAAGUUCCGCGUCAUUGGUGUUAACUCGGAAGGUGAAUCCGAACCACUGGAGUCGGACGAGGUGGUCGCUAAGAAUCCAUAUGAUGAGCCUUGGAAACCGGGUCAGCCGGAGAUUGUCGAUUACGACAAUAAGUCCGUCAAGCUGAAGUGGGCCCCACCGAAGUCGGAUGGCGGUGCUCCCAUUCAAAACUACGUUGUUCAAAAGAAGGAACGUUUCAAGGAUUGGCAAGACGUUCUUGAAGUACCCGGAGGCGAAUGUACGGCAACGGUUGAUGACUUGAAGGAGAACACCGAAUGUCAGUUCCGCAUCGUAGCAGUCAAUAAGGCUGGUCGAUCGCCUGAAUCGGACCCGACGAACACACACAAGGUUAAGCACCGUGCACUGAAACCGCGUAUCGAUCGUACAAACUUGAAGGCAAUCGUUGUCCGUGCUGGCAAAAUGGUUCACUUCGAUGUUAACGUGAAGGGUGAGCCUGAACCGGAAAUCACCUGGAUUCUCAAAGAGAAACAAGUGUUCAAUGAUGAUCACUAUGAAAUCAUCAACCAGGAUUACAAUACGAAAUUCACCAUUAAAGAUAGCUUGCGCAAGCAUAGUGGAGUGUACGAGAUCCAAGCUAAAAACGAACAUGGAAUGGAUAAGGAAAAGGUUGAAGUCACUGUUUUGGGUAGUCCAAGCAAACCGAAGGGUCCACUGGAGGUCAAGGAUAUAACUAAGAAUAGUUGCAAGCUGAAAUGGAAGAAACCGGAUGACGAUGGAGGCAAGCCGAUUACGGGUUACGAACUGCAGAAAUACGACCAGAAAGUUGGACGAUGGGUGCCCAUUGGUAAAGCUCCAGGCGAUGCUGAAGAGUUCGACGUUACUGGACUUCAAGAGGGACAGCACUACAAGUUCCGUGUCAAAGCCAUCAACGACGAGGGUGAAUCGGAACCUUUGGAAACCGAAGAGUUUAUGGUUGCCAAAAAUCCAUUCGAUGUACCGAAAGCUCCGCAAGAUUUGGUCAUCAACGACUGGGACAAUGCCAGUGUUACACUGCAGUGGAAGCGUCCUCUGUCCGAUGGUGGAGCCGCCAUCACCGGUUACUUCAUCGAGAAGAAAGAGCGAGGCGAAUCGAAAUGGGAGCCCGCACUUACCACCUUCAGUCCCGAGUGCCAAGCAAAGGUUGGCGACAUGCCCGAAAAACGCACCUACCAGUUCCGUGUCAGUGCCAUCAAUAAGGCCGGAACCGGAGAAGCUUCCGAUCCGACUAACUUCCAUACCAUUAAGCAUCGUUAUCUUCGUCCACGUAUCGACCGUACCAAUUUGGUACCGGUGACCAUCAAGGCCGGUCUGUCGGUACAAUACGACAUCGACGUUGAAGGUGAACCGGCACCGACGGUUAAAUGGUUCCGCGGAGAAAAGGAAGUCAUGACCGAUGCCGACUACAAAGUGGACAAUGUCGAUUACAAUACCAAGCUGUUCAUCAUGCGUGGUCGUCGUAAUCUGAGCGGAAAGUAUACGAUCGUAGCUACCAACUCGCAGGGUGAGGACCGCGCUGAAGUCGAAAUCACUAUCCUGAGCAAACCGGGAACACCAGAAGGUCCUCUGGAAGCGUCGGAUGUGCACAAGCAUGGUUGCAAACUGAAGUGGAAGCCUCCGUUGGACGAUGGUGGUCUGCCGAUCGAGGGUUAUGAAAUUGAAAAACUUGACCCUCUAACAGGCCAAUGGAUCCCAUGUGGCCAGAGCAGCACACCGGAAGCGAACAUCUCCGGUUUGCAGGAGGGCAAGCAAUACAAAUUCCGUGUCAAAGCCUUCAACAAGGAAGGUGACAGUGAACCACUGGAGAUGGAGACUGUCAUUGUGGCUAAGGAUCCGUUCAGUGUGCCAACUAAACCAGGACGCCCUACACCAACGAACUGGAGCAAAGACUUCGUCGAUCUAGAAUGGGCUAAACCGAAAUCGGAUGGAGGGGCUCCCAUCACCGAAUACAUCAUUCAGAAGCGCGAUAAAGCUAGCCGCAAAUGGCAGGAUGCUGCAACGGUAAGCGGGGAUCGCACCCGUGGUGUCGUUGAAGACGUCGAAGAGGGUCAUGAGUACGAGUUCCGUGUAGUCGCUGUAAACAAAGCUGGACCUUCGGAACCGAGCGAUAUUUCCGAUAGCGUCGUUGCCAAGCCCCGGUUCCUGGCUCCAAGAAUCGAUCGUAAAAACUUGGAUAAAAAGAUACUCCGAAGUGGUCAACUGCUCAACGUUGAAGCCGACGUUACUGGUGAGCCAGCACCAAAGGUUACCUGGCAAUUGAAAGAUAAACUUAUCCUUGGUAAAGAUGAAGAUCGCGUCAGGGUGGAUAAUGAAGAUUACAAGACUAACUUGAUCGUAAGAAAUCUUAAGCGAUCGGACGCAGGCAUUUACAAAGUUACCGCCAAGAAUGAUUCCGGUACCGAUACUGUCGAAAUGGAACUGGUCGUUUUGGCCAAGCCAUCGAAAUGCAUGGGCCCGCUUAAAGUGUCGGAUGUUACAGCUGAAGGCUGCAAAUUGGCAUGGUUGCCACCGGAGGACGAUGGUGGUGAACCUAUACAGUCCUACGUAGUCGAGCGAAUGGAUGUGGACAGCGGCCGAUGGAUUCAGGUAUGUGAGAGCCGAUUCCCAGAAGCGGACGUCUCCGGUCUACAGGAAGGCAAAGACUACAUGUUCCGAGUAAAAGCCGUGAACAGCGAAGGUGAGUCGGAACCACUGGAAACGGAGACCAGUGUUCGCGCGAAGAAUCCGUACGAUCCGCCAAGUGCCCCUGGAAAACCCAAAGCAACCGAUUGGUCGAGAAAGCACGUCUUCUUGGAAUGGAACGAACCGGAGAGCGAUGGUGGUGCUCCUAUUACGAAAUACAUUGUCGAAAAGAAGGACGUCAAUAGUACUAAGUGGCAAAAGGCUCUGGAAACGGAUGGACCUGUCACCAAAGCAAAGAUUCCGGAUCUUUUCGAAGGUACUACCUACCAGUUCCGAGUUAAAGCUGUUAACAAAGGAGGCCAGAGUCCGUACUCACCGGUCUCCGAGCCUGUCCUGGUAAAGGACCGUUUCGCACCACCAAGAAUCGAUCGUUCCACGCUUAAGAAUCUAACCCUGAAGGGAGGCCAAUCGCUCAAGCUAGACUGCAAGGUCAGUGGCGAACCUGCUCCUACAAAAUACUGGUUACUUAAUAAAGCGCGAGUCGAGAAAGAUAAUCCCGAAGUUCGGGUUGAAUUUGAAGAUUACCGUGCUAAGCUGACAAUCGGCAGUGUUACUCGAGCCCACAAUGGUGUAUAUGAAAUAAAGGCCGAAAACCCUUCGGGUUACGAUGAAGUGCAAAUUAACAUUACCGUACUAGAUAAACCAACUCCACCGGAGGGACCGCUAAAGGUAUCGAAUGUACACAAGGAAGGAUGCUCGCUUAAGUGGAACCCACCGCUGGAUGACGGAGGUGUGCCAAUCGAUCACUACAACGUUGAGAAGUUCGACAAAGAAGCUCAACGUUGGAUUCCGGUCGGUCGUACACCCGAUACCCAUAUGGAUGUAGCCAACUUGGAACCAGGACAAGAAUACUUAUUCCGAGUAUCUGCCGUCAACGAUGAAGGUAUUUCGGAACCGCUGGCUACUGAGCAGUAUAUUGUAGCGAAGAAUCCAUUCGAUGAACCUGGCAAACCAGGUACUCCGGAAGCGUACGACUGGGAUAAGAACUUCAUUGAACUGCGCUGGACUCCACCGAUGAGCGAUGGUGGUUCUCCAAUCACGAAGUACAUUGUUGAGAAGCGAGAACAUGGCACUAUCAAAUGGAUCAAGUGUGCCGAAACCAUUGGGAACAAGUGCGAAGCUAAGGUAACGGAUCUGAACGAGGGCGAAGUAUACGAGUUUAAGGUCCGAGCCGUUAACGAAGCUGGUCCUGGCGUUUGGAGUGACCAGAGCAAACCGAUUACUGCUAAACCAAGAAAGUUGCCUCCGAAGAUCGAUCGCCGAAAUCUUAAGAAUCUUAGCGUUGCCAUUGGGGAACCAUUUGGCUUUGAUGUUAAGAUCUCUGGUGAGCCAGCUCCGGAUGUGGAUUGGACCAUCAACGAUCGAAUGGUGACGGUGACAACUACUCGUACGAUCGACAACGUCCCGUACAACAGCAAGUUCGUCAAUUCUAAUCCAGACCGAAGAGAUUCUGGCAAGUACGUGAUCAAGGCCACUAACAAGUUUGGUACCGAUCAGGUGGAGAUAACUGUUACUGUAAGAUCUAAACCAAGCAUUCCGGAAGGACCGCUUGAAGUGAAGGACAUGACAAAGGAUAGUUGUCGUUUGGAAUGGCAGAAACCGAAAGACGACGGUGGUGUGCCAAUCGAUCACUACGUAGUGGAGAAGUUCGACCCCGACAAUGGUAUUUGGAUGAGUGCCGGAAAAACCGAUGGUCCGAUUACCGAGUUCCCGGUGGAAGGUCUCGUCCCUGGACAUCGCUACAAGUUCCGUGUAAAGGCCGUAAACCCGGAAGGUGAAUCUGAACCUCUGGAAACAGCCGGAACAGUUGUGGCGAAGGAUAGCUUUACCGUUCCUGAUACUCCGAGCGCACCAACUGUUGUCGAUUGGUCUGAGAAUCACGCGGUUCUCAAAUGGCCAGAACCGGAUGAUGGAGGCAGCCCAAUUACGGGUUACAUCAUUGAAAAGAAGGACAAGUAUAGUCCAAUCUGGGAAAAAGCACUGGAAACUUCGUCUCCUUCGCCCACUGCCACAGUUGGAGGACUUGUCGAAGGCAACGAAUAUCAAUUCCGAGUGAUCGCCGUAAACAAAGCCGGUCAAUCCGACCCAUCGGAUUCCAGCCGAACAUUCACCGCCAAGCCACGCUUCGCACCGCCCAAGAUCGAUCGUAGAACGAUCCGUGACGUAUCUAUUUCGGCUGGUUCUAUGCUCAAGUUCGACGUCUGCGUGACGGGUGAACCGGCACCCAAAUGCGAAUGGCGCAUCAACAAAGCAACCAUUCCGAGUGACAAACGAGUUGAGGUUCUAAACACGGAUUACAAUUCCAAGUUUAUUUUACGUCCAGCAAACCGUGGAGACUCCGGUGACUACGAAAUUACUGCAACCAACUCUUCUGGUCGAGAUCAAGUGUGCGUCCAGGUGGUGGUUACGGACAAACCAAGUCCACCGGAAGGCCCACUACAGGUUUCGGAUAUUACGAAGGAAAGCUGCAAGCUUAAGUGGAAACGACCACGCGACGACGGUGGAUGCGAUAUCGAGUACUAUCAAGUCGAACGAUUCGACGAUGAAGCCAACGCUUGGGUUCCGCAUACGCGCAGCGUUGAAACCAACGCUGAUAUCGGUGGUUUACAGAAUGGAAAGAAAUACAAGUUCCGUGUAAGUGCCAUCAACGCUGAGGGCGAAUCGAAACCACUGGAACAAGCCGGCGAUUUCAUUGCCAAGAAUCCAUUCGACGAGCCAUCGGCACCAAGAGAUUGCAAAGCCACCGACUGGGGUCCAGACUUUGUCAAGUUGGCCUGGCAACCGCCGGUUAGUGACGGUGGUUCUCCAGUGACUGGUUAUGUGGUUGAAGUUAAGGAUAAGUACGGUGAAUGGGAAAGAAAGAUGCAGGUACCGGCAGAGGCUACUGAAGCAGUGGUGCCCGAUUUGAUGGAAGGCCAGAAAUACGAAUUCCGCGUUCGUGCUGUGAAUGACGCAGGUCCUAGCGAUCCAAGUAACGCUACUCCACCAAUCAUCUGCAAACCUAAAAAUCAACCUCCGAAGAUCGAUCGUACCAACCUUAUUGAUGUGCGUAUCAAGGCUGGCAACAAUGUUGUCUUCGACGUUAAAGUCAGUGGUGAGCCGGUUCCUACAACUAAAUGGUCGCUUAACAAACGUGAACUCAAACAGAACGAACGCUUCAAAAUUCAAAACUACGACUAUAACACUAAGAUUACCAUCCGUUCAGCUACGCGUGGAGAAUCUGGUACCUACACCAUUGAAGCGGAGAACGAAAACGGUAAGGAUACGGCGAAUGUGUUUGUUACUGUUCUGGACGUACCGAGCCCACCAGGAGGACCACUCAAGGUAGCGGAGAUUACUGCCAACGGUGCGACUCUGGAAUGGCGUGCACCGGAAGACGACGGAGGCUUGCCAAUCGAUAACUAUAUCAUUGAGAAAUUGGAUGAAACCAAGGGAACUUGGGUGUAUGCCGGAGACUCUGGCAGCAACAAGUGUCAAGCCGAAAUCGAUGGGCUCAUCGAAGGACAUUCGUACAAGUUCCGUGUUCGUGCACAGAACAAAAUGGGCAAAUCCGAACCACUGUCGAUGGCAAAUGCUGUGGUGGCAAAGAAUCCCUUCCGCGCUCCCAGUCGUCCAGAAAAUGUCGUCAUCAAAGAUUACGACAAGGAUUACGUUGAACUGGAAUGGAAGGCACCGGAUAAUGAUGGUGGCGCACCAAUCACUGGAUACGUGGUGGAGAAGAUCAGCAAAUAUUCGGGAGAUUGGGAGAAGUGUGCUGAAGUUGAUGCCGAUAGUUGCACGGCCAAGGUUCCCGAACUGAUCGAGGGAGCUGCCUAUCAGUUCCGUGUCAGAGCCGUCAAUCGUGCCGGUGAAGGCGAACCUAGUAGGCCAACCGAUUCGCACAUCGCUCGUAGCAAGAAUCAACCGCCGAGAAUUGAUCGUAACUCGUUGUCCAAUGUCAAGAUCCGUGCUGGACUUACCUUCGAAUUUGAUGUUCCAGUGCAGGGAGAACCUGUGCCGGCUAAGGAAUGGUCACACAAGGAUAAUAUGAUCAUCAACACCGAUCGCAUCAAGGUCAUCUAUGAAGACUACAGAACCAAAAUUCGCGUCAUGGACGUCAAGCGUGGUGACAGUGGAGUGUACACGUUAACAGCCAAAAACAAGAACGGCGUGGACAUUGCGGAUGUCAAUGUCAUAGUUUUGGAUAUCCCAGCACCACCGGAAGGUCCAAUUAGGUUCGAGAAUCUUUCGAAGAACGGAGUAACGUUGAUGUGGCGCCCACCGAAGGACGAUGGAGGUUCAGAAAUUCUACACUACGUUGUGGAGAAGCUCGAUACCGAUCAAUUGCGAUGGAUUCCGGUUGGUGAAACCAUUUCGACCAAGAUUCGUCCGGACAAUUUGAUCGAAGGACACUCGUAUCAAUUCCGUGUUCGUGCCGUGAACAAACAAGGCGAAUCUAUACCUUUGGCGACCUCUCAACCAAUCACGGCUAAAGAUCCGUACACUAAACCGGACAAACCUGGAAAGCCUGUGGUGGUUGACUGGAGCGAUAAUCAUGUCGAUUUGGAAUGGAGCAUUCCGAAGAAGGAUGGUGGUUCACCAAUCACCAGCUACAUCGUCGAAAAGAGACCUCGCUAUGGCGAUUGGAAGUUUGCUGGAGAAUUCACGGAGUUGUACAAACCCUCUGCCAAAAUUAAGGACUUGACAAAGGAUGAAGAAUACGAAUUCCGCGUUUGCGCUGUUAACAAAGCCGGUGUCGGAGAUCCAAGCGAACCUUCGGAUCCGAUUGUCUGCAAGUCUCGAUUUGUGGCGCCACACUUCGACAAGAAUGCACUUCGUGAUCUGAUCGUUCCAGUCGGCAAAAAGAUCGCCUAUAAUGUUACUGUUGAAGCAUCGCCGAAUGUAACUGCCACGUGGAAGCGUGAUGGGGUCAUUAUUCCGGAAUCCCAACGGGUUAUCCGAGAAGCGUACAACAAUGAAAUAUCACUGGAAAUUCCAUUCUCAAUUCGUGACGAUUGUGGCAUGUACACGUUGAUAGUGAAAAACGAAUGCGGCGAGUACUCGGCUUCUGGUCAUGUGACCGUUUUGGACAAACCUUCCCCACCGGAAGGCCCGCUCAGGAUUACAAACAUCACAACCGAAGGUUGUCGUUUGGAGUGGAAACUACCGAAAGACGAUGGUGGCAGUCCAAUUACACAUUACGUGAUUGAAAAGAUGGACAUGUCGCGCGGAACUUGGUCUGCAGCUGGAAUGAGCACUUCGCUAAUCAACGAAAUCUCUCGUUUGAUCCAUAACAAGCGGUACUCGUUUAGAGUUAAGGCUGUCAACGAGAUCGGCGAAUCGGAACCGUUAGAGUCGGUACAUCCGAUUGUUGCCAAGAACGACUUCGAAGAACCGUCGCAACCACCAAAGCCGGAAGUUGUCGACUGGGACGCCAAUUCGGUUAGUCUGCAAUGGAACCCGCCAAAAUCGGAUGGUGGAGCACAAAUUUCCGAGUACAUUAUACAGAAGAAGGAGAAAGAUAGCCCAUACUGGAGUACCGCUGGAAGAGUUCCUGGAAUCCAACGCAAUCUUAAAGUUCCAGAUCUGGCAACAGAGACAGAAUGGGAGUUCCGGGUGAUUGCUGUAAACGCUGCUGGAGAAUCAGAGCCUUCCGAUGCUUCGGAUGCAGUUCUGACUAGGUCACGAUUUAUUGCUCCGAAGAUCGUCACUCCAAUGCGAGACAUGGUUGUUAAAGCGGGACUUAUCUUCCAUUUGGAUGUUAACUUUACUGGCGAACCGGUUCCCGAUGUAACAUGGACCUUGAACGGAAAACCAGUGGAAACCGACAAGCGAACAACGCUGACUGCUGUUGGACAUCACACCAUCGUUCACACCGUCAAUUGCAACCGCGGUGAUUCUGGAGAUUAUAAACUCGUUAUUAGCAAUUCUAGCGGAACCGAUGAGGGAAGCUUCCAUCUUACGGUUCUGGAUCGUCCAGAUCCACCAGAGGGCCCGAUGAACUACGAGGAAAUUACCGAAAAGAGCGUUACUAUAUCAUGGAAACCUCCGAAGGACAACGGAGGAUCGGAAAUUACUGGUUACGUUGUUGAAAAGAAGGAUCUUACUCACGGAGGCGGUUGGGUUCCGGCCGUUGCUUAUGUAAGUCCAAAAUACACUCAUACCGUAGUUCCGCGUCUGAACAAAGGUAAUAAGUACGAGUUCCGUGUUAUGGCUGAAAAUCUACAAGGACGAUCGGAUGGUUUGGAUAGUAAACACCCAGUGGUUGCGAAGGAUCAAUUUGUUCUUCCUGGUCCACCAACCAAACCGGACAUAAUCGACAGUGGAUAUGACCAAAUUACACUCACCUGGAAACCUCCGAUCAGUGACGGCGGCUCGAGGAUCACUGGCUAUAACAUCGAACGCAGAGAUGCUGCUACUGGUCGCUGGAUUAAGGCUAACAAAUAUCCUGUGCCGAAUAUUGAAUUUACUGACACCGGAGUUAUCAAGGGACAUCAAUACGACUACAGAGUGUCGGCUGUUAACGCCGCUGGACAAGGUACUCCUAGCGAUAUUUCCAACAAAUGUUGGGCUAAGCCCAUGCAACAGGCUCCGUCUCUCAACUUGGAUAGUUUCACCAAGAGGACAAUCAAGGUUCGUGCUGGCGAGCCGAUCGUCAUCACAAUUCCUGUGGUUGGUGCUCCGAUACCAACGGUUGAAUGGUUCCGAGGUCCUAUUAAAGUGCCGGAAUCCUCCAGAGUCUCAAUCGACACCAACAGCGAACAUACGGUGUUCCGUGUGGACAAAAGCGAUCGCAAAGAUUCCGAUACCUACAAGAUUAAAGCGUCCAAUCAGUAUGGAGAGGAUGUUAAAGAGUUUGAAGUCAUUGUUGUUGAUCGUCCACAACCACCCAGAAAUGUGUUUGCUCUGGAAACUACUCAAGAUACAGUUACUCUCAACUGGGAUCCACCGAAGGAUGAUGGAGGUUCCGAAAUCACAGGCUAUAGCAUCGAAUAUAAGGAAUUCCCGUCGGACAACUGGAAGAUGGUCUACGGAACGGUGCCACGGUGCUCGCACACUAUCAAGCAUCUUACCGAAAAUCACGAAUAUAUCUUCCGUGUACGUGCCGAGAAUAUCUACGGUGCAUCGGAGCCCACUGAAAGCAAAACUAUCUCACCAAAGAGUCCGGACCCGCCAGAGGCGGUCGAUAAACCAGUUAUCGAAGACCAUACCCCAAGCUCCUGUACCAUCUCCUGGAAACCACCACGAGUUCAAACUAGACCGGUUGUUGGAUACCUCGUCGAAAAGCGCGAACGUGGAACCGGAGAAUGGGUUCAAGUCAACAACUAUCCGACUGUUAAUUGCACCUACACAAUUCCUGAUUUGAUGGAAGGCUUCCGUUACGAGUUCAGAGUUAAAACCGUCAACGACGUCGGUUGCAGCAAACCGAGCGAGCCUACAGAUCCGAUCACUGCACAGCACCAACGUAAACGUCCGAACCAACCGGAUCCACCAUCGAUCGAUAAAAUCACCCGCAACAGUGUUACUCUCUCAUGGCGCACACUUCGCAGAGAUGCUAAAGAAAAGAUCAAGGGAUACAUCGUACAGUACCACCUUAAAGACGAUGAAAAAUGGCUUGAUGCUAAUACGCUGGAUGACUUAAUUACUGACCAGACGUAUCGUGUAGAAAACUUGGAAGAAAACAAGGAAUAUCAAUUCCGUCUGGUAGCUGUCAAUGACAUUGGUUCAUCGGAUCCAUCGCGUCCAAGCAUAACGGUUAUCCUACAGGAACAACCAAACAAACCGAUGAUGGAUCUCCGCAACGUCAGAGACAUUACCGUUCGUGCCGGCGAAGAUUUUAACAUCCAUAUCCCGUACACUGCUUUCCCGAAACCGGUUGCCACUUGGUUUGCUAACGACGAGCAGCUCGACGAUAGCGAUUCGCGCAUCCAUAAGCAAUUGACCGAUGAAGCAGCCAUCUUCGUAGUCACAAACAGCAAGCGCACGGAUUCCAAACAAUACCGACUAAUGCUCAAGAAUCCUUCCGGAUACGACAUUGCCUCCUGCAAUGUGAAAGUGCUGGAUAGACCAGCUAAGCCGGAGAAUAUCGCAGUUGAAUCGUAUGGUGGUGAGCAUCUGAUUCUUUGCUGGAAUCCUCCACUGGAUGAUGGUGGUUCACCAGUUACUAACUAUGUGGUCGAAAAGAAGGACAAGAGCUCAUCGAACUGGACGAAGGUUAGCAGCUACUGUACUGCAACAUUCCUUAAGAUCCGCAAUCUACGCAUCAACCAACAGUACGACUUCCGUGUUUGCGCUGAAAACAAAUACGGUCUUUCGGAGCCUGCUCAGUCUGACUCGAUCGUUGCUAGACAUCCAUUCGAUGUACCAACGCAACCCGGAACGCCAACCCGUGUCGAUACAACUGAAGAUUCAGUCACCAUCACCUGGGCCAAACCGGCAAGUAACGGUGGUUCACCGAUCACGCACUACGUUGUCGAGAAGCGACCAGCCGCGGAAGGUAACUGGACCAAGGUACAGCAGGGAACCCUCAAAGACCUGGUUUGCAAGGUUUCUGGCCUAACUGAGAAUCGCGAAUAUGUUUUCCGAGUCGCCGCUGUCAAUGCUGCUGGACAAAGUCCGUUCAGCUCUCCGUCAGAUCCAAUUAUGGUUACUGCUGCGUUCACUGCUCCGAAGAUUACCUCCGAUAUUGGAAUGCGCGACAUAACCGUCAUUGCUCGAGAUCCAUUUAAAAUCAUCGUGCCAUACAGUGCAAUUCCAAGACCGGACGCAUUCUGGUUGGUCAAUGGCAACGAGGUUUCAAAGAACGAACGCAUCGAUUUGGUGGUUACGGACACGGAAGCAAUCUUCAAAAACGACUCCGCCAAGAGGUUGGACACUGGCAGCUAUACCAUACAUUUGGUCAACUGUGUUGGAAAAGAUACCGCUUCGUGCCGGGUUUUGGUUGUCGACAAACCAACGCCACCAAUCGGACCACUGGAAGUUACUGAAAUUACACCAGAAUCCUGCACAUUGUCAUGGAAGGUCCCGCUGGACGACGGAGGUAGUCCGAUUACGAACUACAUUGUCGAACGCUAUGAACCUCUGGGAUACUGGACUAAGGCUAGCAGUUUCGUACGUUCAACUCAUUACGACAACAUGGGUAUGGAAGCGAACAAGCAGUACAGCUUCCGAGUGCGCGCCGAAAAUCAGUACGGAGUUAGCGAUCCACUAAUCCUCGAGGAGCCAAUUGUUGCACGUUAUCCAUUCACGGUACCAGACCCACCAAAUCCACCACGUGUCUCCGACUGGGAUGCCAACUACGUUACCGUUACAUGGGAACGUCCACUCAUGGAUGGAGGCUCGCGCAUUCAAGGCUACCGCUUCGAAUACCGAGAUGUUACGGAUAGCUCAUGGAUUGUGUGUAACUUCCUCAUCAAGGACAACUCUUACCAGGUGUACAAUCUCUUGCCUGGUCGCGAGUAUGAAUUCCGUGUUCGCGCACAGAAUGCUGCUGGUGUGAGCAAGCCAUCAGCUUCGUCCAAGAAGUUCAAGAUUCACACCAAGAUCACCGCACCAAGUGCACCCGGAGCACCAGCCAUUAUUAAGGUUGGCAAGAGCUUCGUUGAUCUCAGCUGGACGCCACCGGCAAGCGACGGUGGUUCUAGAAUCACUGGAUAUUACGUUGAACGUCGAGACCUCGGUGGAGCACGCUGGGUCAAAUGCAAUGAAUCGAACAUCCCCGUUACCGAGCUUACCGUGUCGAACCUCAUUGAAGGUGGAGUGUACGAGUUCCGCGUCUACGCAGUUAACAACUACGGAGUAUCUCCACCUUCCGUUGAAACUCGUUCAGUUAGAAUCGGCGAGCAGCUGGACACUGAAAAGCCGGAAUGGGUCAAGAGGUUGAAGUUCAGCCUGGUGCCGCUAGGAAAGUCGGUCCAACUCACUUGCGAAGCUCAUGGCAAACCGGAACCAACUUGCCGUUGGUUGCGCAAUGGAAAAGAAAUCACCCAUGGUGGCCAAUUUGCACUGGAAAGCAAGAAUGGAGUAUUCUCUUUGCAUAUUUCGAAUGUCACUUAUCGUGACGAAGGCGACUAUACUUGCGAAGCGAUCAACUUCGUGGGAUCGGUGCAUACAACAGCUGCCGUUAAAAUCGGUGUUCCACCGAAGCUGGUUAACAUUCCUUCAGAUGUAUAUCUGAUUAAGGGUGAGAACGCGAAAAUCAAGUUGGCCUUCAGCGGAGAUCAGCCAAUGGAGGUUAAUAUUUCUAAGGAUCGCGAGAAGUUAAUCGAAACCGACCACAUCAAGUAUACCGUCUUCGACGAUUACGCCGUUAUCUAUAUUCGAGAUGUGGACGACAGCGAUAAGGGAGUAUAUCUGGUGAACUUCAAGAACGACAGUGGAAGCGUAUCCUGUAACGUUAACGUGCACGUCACUGGAUUGCCUGGCCCACCAACGGGACCGCUGCUCAUCAGCCACGUUACGAAGAACAUGUGCACCGUAUCAUGGAAACCUCCAAGCUACGACGGUGGACGCAAGGUUACGCAUUACGUCGUUGAACGGCGUGACAUUAAAUCGCAGCAUUGGCUAAUUGUUUCAAACUACGUCAAAGAAUCGCAGCUGAUUAUCAAGGGAUUGAUCGAGUUCUCCGAGUACUUGUUCCGUGUUUCGGCAGUCAACGAAAACGGAAUGGGUCCAGCUUUGGAAGGUGUCGAUCCGAUCAAGGCUCGUGGACCAUAUGAUUUGCCGUCGCCACCUGGUAUUCCAAUCAUUCACGAAGUUGGAGGCGAUUUCGUCAACUUGGAGUGGGAGAAACCAUUCUCGGAUGGAGGCUCUCGCAUUCAAGGCUACUGGAUCGAGAAACGCGAACAGGGUAGCGAAACUUGGCAACGUGUCAAUACGGUUCUGUGCUCGAUUUGUACUAUCAACUGUCCGAAUCUUGUGGAAGGCCGUUUCUACGAAUUCCGGGUUGCUUCGCAGAACGAAGUUGGCGUGUCAGAGUUCUCGAAGGCUUCACAGCUUGUGAAGGCUGAAGACCCAGACGUUUGCAAACCACCGGAGAUCGUCAAGCCAUUGAACACGCUAACGUGUGUACAAAACAGGAACGUCGAGUUUGUGUGCAAGAUUACCGGAGUACCACGUCCGAAGAUCACCUGGCACAAGGGUGCUCGCGAAAUUUGCUCCGGUGCGCGUUAUCACAUGUACAGCGAUGGAGACAUGCAUCAUUUGGCGAUCAACGAUGUGUUUGGUGAGGACGCUGAUGAGUACACUUGUAGAGCGGUGAAUAAGGGUGGUAUCAAGUCAACGAAAGCAUCGUUGGUUAUCAAAUCUCCACCGAAGCUUAAUGUGCCACCUCGUUUCCGCGAUACUGCCUUCUUCGAUAAUGGAGAAAACAUCGAAAUCAAGAUUCCGUUCACCGGCUUCCCCAAACCAAGAUGCCACUGGACUUUGAAGGGCGAACAGAUCGAGUCCGGUAGUCACUACCACAUUGAAACUCGUGAGCGCCACACGGUGCUAACCAUUCGCGACGGAUCUCAGCUGGAUUCUGGAACCUACACUAUCACGAUCGAAAACGAACUCGGACAAGACACAGCUGACAUCAAGAUACAGAUCAGCGAUCGUCCCGACAAACCGAGAAAUCUCACGGUCGACCAAAUUGGGCUGGAUCACGUCACCCUCAGCUGGUUGCCACCGUCGUGGGAUGGAGGCGCAAGCAUCACCAACUAUAUUGUCGAAAAACGCGAAGUUCCGCUAUCCACAUGGAUUCGUGCUGGCACAACACGAUUCAAUCAACUCAUUAUUCCCCAUCUUUCGCCUGGCCAUCAGUACGAGUUCCGCGUCUUUGCCGAAAAUGUUUACGGACGUUCCGAUCCAUCGGAUCAAACUGAACUGGUUAGUCUGAAGGAUCUGGGCAUCAAGGCAGCCAAGCGCGUUAAGUACGAGCUGGACGAAAACGGCAAACCGAAGCGUCAAGACAAACGGGAACCUAUCGGCGAUUAUGACACGUACGUGUUCGAUAUCUAUUCCAAGUAUCAUCCGAAACCGGUCGAAAUUUCCAACAAGAGCGUGUACGAUCUGUAUGAGAUCCUGGAAGAGAUCGGUACCGGAGCGUUUGGUGUGGUUCAUCGUUGUCGUGAACGUAAGACCGGAAAUGUCUUUGCUGCCAAAUUCAUUCCAGUGUCGACGAACUCCGAGCGCGAGUUGAUCCGCAAAGAAAUUGACAUCAUGAACCAGCUGCAUCAUCGCAAGCUGAUCCAUCUGCACGAUGCCUUCGAGGAUGAUGAUGAAUUUGUGCUGAUUUACGAAUUCCUCUCGGGAGGUGAACUGUUCGAGCGUAUCACCACCGAAGGGUACAGUAUGUGCGAACAGGAGAUCAUCGAGUACAUGAAACAGAUUUGCGAAGCUGUUAAAUAUAUGCACGAGAAGAACAUCAUACAUUUGGACAUCAAGCCGGAGAAUGUGAUGUGCCAGACUAGAAACAGUAAUCAGGUGAAAAUAAUAGACUUUGGAUUGGCUACACGACUAAAUCCGAAUGAGAUGGUUAAGAUUUCCACCGGAACGGCAGAGUUUGCGGCGCCGGAAAUUGUUGAGCGUGAACCAGUUGGUUUCUACACUGACAUGUGGGCGAUCGGUGUCUUGGCUUACGUCCUGGUUAGCGGCUUGUCGCCGUUCGCUGGAGAGACCGAUAUCGAUACGUUGAAGAACAUCAAACAAGGAACCUGGGACUUCGAUGAAGUUGCCUUUAAGAAUGUAUCGGAAGAGUGCAAGGACUUCAUUCGUCGUCUGCUGGUGAAGAACACCGAAAAACGAAUGACGGCUCACGAAUGCUUGUCCCAUGCUUGGUUGAGUGACAGCUACAACAGCUCAACCUCGCUGAUUUCGAUCGAGCGUUACAAAACCAUUCGCGAUCACAUUCGCAGGAAGUACGACAACUGGGCGUCGUUCGUUCUUCCGCUUGGACGUUUGUCGGAGUACUCAGCUCUGCGUAAAUUGCUUGUUACCAAGUACAAGAUCCACGAAACCUCGUUCGACCGCCGGCAGGCUGCACCACGCUUCGUUAUCCGACCCCAGUCCGCCUUCUGCUACGAAGGACAGAGUUGCAAAUUCUACUGUCGUAUUAUUGGUGUGGCUACUCCUGUAGUAACGUGGUACCACAACAAUCAGGAAUUGAAACAGUCGGUGAAGUUCAUGAAGCGUUAUGCAGGUGAUGAUUACUACUUCAUCAUCAACCGAGUCAAACUGGAUGAUCGAGGCGAAUACAUCAUCCGUGCCGAAAACCACUAUGGUUCCCGCGAAGAAGUUAUCUUCCUCAACGUUCAUCCAAUGUCGAAACAGAUUCCGGUCUACAAACCCGAGAGCUUCACCAUCAGAAGACGAGAACCCAGCCCACGUCCACUGUGGCAGGAGGAAUCCGAUGCGGCUCCGGUGUUUACCUUUGCUCUGCGUCCUCGUGUUAUGCAGCUGAGAGAUACCUGCAAACUGCUUUGCUGUCUGAGCGGCAAACCGGUUCCCACUGUCAAGUGGUACAAGAACGGCCGCGAACUGAGCCGAUACGAGUAUGCUAUGACCCACACCGACGGAGUUGUAACCAUGGAAAUCAUCGACACUAAGGUGGACGAUUCUGGAGAGUACAAGUGCGUUGCAAUAAACCCACUUGGAAAGGCAGAAACCAGCAGUGUUGUGAUCGUUGAGGAUCGUCGCCACGCUUCGGAAAUACCGCAACCUAAGAUUGAAGCCAAGAGAGCAUCUAUCAAAAAGUCGGAUAUCAAAGCUUCGGCAUCGAGCACUCGGCUCGGACCUCCAGACGCUCGGUCUCGACAGUCAACCCGCGAAUUGAUGCCACUACAAUCGGAUAGUUUGAUGCACCCGCCAGAAUUCACGAAGAAAUUGAAGGACGUCGUUGCAUCAGACGGUGAACCAUUGCAACUUAACUGCCACGUCAACGGUGACCCGCUUCCACAGAUCGUAUGGACCAAGAAUGGCAAGAAACUGACCUCUUCCGCAGUCAUCGACAUCAAGUACAAAUCCGGCAUCGCUAGCUUGCGAAUCAAUGAACUUUUCCCCGAAGAUUCCGGUACUUACGUAUGUACAGCGAAAAAUUCCAUGGGAGAAACCUCUACGCAAUGUGUGCUUGAUGUGAAGAAAGGACCUGGUGCCGGUACCCGACCUAUCGACAAGAAGGGUGCCCAAGCGAAGGCUCCGAUUAUCAACAAACAUGCCGAGUCCGGCUACUACAAGGACGGCUCGGAAGUAACGAUCACCUGCCACAUAUCAUGCCCGGAUCCGUUCAAUGUGAUCUGGCUGCAUGACAAUCGCGAAAUCAAAAACACGCCCGACUUUGAAUAUCUUAACGACGGCGAUGUGUAUUCGCUGCACAUCCCAGAAAUCUUCCCCGAGGAUGCUGGCACGUACACUUGCGAAGCGUUCAACAAAGGUGGCGAAAGUUUCAGCUCCUGUACCAUCACCGUGCUGUCGCAGGGCGAGCAAAAGGAUAAUCCAACCUUUGCUAAAUUCCCAGCAUCGCUCAGCGUGCUAGACGGGGCGAAGGCCGUGUUUAGCUGCGAAACCUACGACGCCCCCACCAAGCUGGAAUGGUACAAGGACGGUGAACCGAUCAACGAAUCUUCCAACCGCUACCGGUUCGUGAAGAAGGACAACAAGUACACCUUUACCAUUGCCAAAUGUUCGUUCGAGGACAUUGGCCAGUACCAGGUGCGAGCGGUGACACGCACCGGCGACGCGCUGGCUUCCUUCUCUGUCAAUGUUAGUGCGUAGAGCAUGCUUAGGUUAUUAAGUUACCUAGGAGAUGUUUAGUUAGGUAGACGUAAUCGAGCAAUUAAUUUUUAUUUGUGUAUCUCUUAUUUUCGGACAAAAAAAAACAACCGUGCUGUAAUCUGAUGUGUAAAACCAUGUUCGACUACAUGUGUAAGUAAGUUUUUGUAAAGUAUUAUUUUUUGAAUUCUG
Sabethes cyaneus is the source of this 24729-nucleotide messenger RNA. RefSeq names its product twitchin (gene bent). The transcript has 26 exons. The coding region runs from base 1 to 24540 and encodes 8179 amino acids. The record is from RefSeq and is a predicted model, not a curated record. Gene Ontology annotation, biological process: protein phosphorylation. Lineage: Eukaryota; Metazoa; Arthropoda; Insecta; Diptera; Culicidae. Gene Ontology annotation, molecular function: ATP binding; protein kinase activity; protein binding.